Python bivittatus (Burmese python) is the source of this 2939-nucleotide messenger RNA. Lineage: Eukaryota; Metazoa; Chordata; Lepidosauria; Squamata; Pythonidae. The record is from RefSeq and is a predicted model, not a curated record.
CGCUCGUCUCGUCGAGAGCAGCUCUCCUCUUCGAGAGGAGGGAGCAGCGAAGCCCAGGGCGGGCCCUUUCAGGUUGCCCUUGUCAACAUUUGGCUUGGCAUUGCUCAUCUGUUUUCCGUCACGUUGGCCAAGGAGGAAGAGGAUGGCCCUCUCUGCCCUGGUCCUGGUUUGCCACCCGCCACCGGGAUGUGACCGUUGGGGUAGCAGCACAUCUGUUUAAUGAUUGACAGGCAGGAGAAAUGCAGAAGGCCAGCCAGAGGAUCCUGGCGCCUGGACGGCAGGUAGACACGGAGUUCCUCUCCAGGGGGGAUCGCAGGGCUGCCUGAAGUCGAGGCGUUGGCGGGGCCUCGGGGGAACCUGGCCUCCCAGGGAACCUGAACAGGAUCCCCCAGAGAGGGCUGGCAAAGGGAUUCUGGCGUCCUCCAAGCCGGAGGGAGCGAACCGGCGGCAUUUCGGGUUUCCUCCAGCUCUCGGCCUUCUCGAGGGGAGCUUUGGGGCACCCUCUGCCACGGAGCCAUCGGGCUGAAACCAGCCUCUGGGCAUGCAGGAGGCAGCUGUGAACUUGGAUCCCUCCAGGGACAAGCAGAGGCGCCGCAGGUGGUCUGGGGAGCUGAAGAUGCCAGCAAGCGCCGUUUGCGACCUUUGCACGGUGACCGUGGAGAAACAGAUCAGGGAGGAGGCGGCGUGGCGCCUGCAGAAGACCCUUCAGGACUGCGUCUUCCGCUUCCAGGACUGGCUCUGGGCUGCCGAGAGGAUGGUGGCCUCCCCCAGGUCCUCACAGGUCUCCUACGCCGACUCCAAAAAAGAGCUGCAAAGGUUCCGGACUCUGCAAAAAGAGAUCUCUGAGAAGGUCUGGCCUUUGGCGUCCUUGAACAGGCAAUACCACCAGCUGGUGGGGAAGGGCAGCGUCAGUCCACACCUGCGGUCCUCCCUGCAGCACAUGAACGAGCGCUGGGAGGAAUUGCAAACUCGAGCCGCUGCUAUUUCCAGAAGACUGCAGCAUUUUGUCAACCAAUGGGAGGAGUUUGGACAGGAGAAGGAGACCAUCCAGGUGCGGCUGAUGGAACUGGACCUGCGGCUCACCGACGUUGAGCACUUCUCGGGAGGGACGUUGCUUGAGAAAAUGAUACAGCUGCAGGCGUUCCAGCAAGAUGUCCAGGCCAACGCGGAGCACGUGGAUCAUCUCCUGGUAUGUGCAGAGAGUUUGAUCCAGAAGAGCCAGCCGGAGGAUGCUGAGAUCUUGGAGGAAGACCUGAAGGAGCUGAUUGGUUUCCGCCAAGCCGUCUUCUCGAGGGUUUUCCAGUUUCAGCGGCGGCUGGUCAGCAUGAGGCUGGUCUUUGAGGACGAGUGGGAGUCGGACCGAGACAGUGACGCGGAGUCUGACUGCUUCACGGAAGGGUCCCUGCAGUGCCGCGCGGGGGACGCUGAACCCGCCGCCCCAGUGCCCGAGGCUCCCCGGUGCCAUUCCACCCCGCAAGCAGCCCUGCGUUGCAAACAGCGGGCUCCCAGCGGCGACCCCUUGGCUGCAGAUCUGGAAUGGGAUCCUUCGGUGGACGUGGGGGGAUCCACGUCGCAUGACGAAGAUUCGUCAUACUGCAGUGCCGUCGCGGGCUUUGGCCAGGUAGACAAUCUUCGCCGAAGGUGUUGGUCUUCGCGCUGGAGCUGUGGCAAACCAGAAGAAUUCUCUUUGGUGCUGGAUGGGGUGGUGCUGCCCCAGACAGACCCAGUGCAGAGCAGUUUCCAGGAGGAAUGGGAACAGUGCAAUUGCUUGGGGGCCGACCAGAUGAAAACAGAUAUUUCUGGAAACUUCCCUCCCCAGGAGCAAAGAGCCACUCAGCUGCCAAGGAAAGGGGUCUGCUGCCAACACAUCGAAGCCACAGGAUUUGAUCCCAAACGGAUCGAGACCUGGCUGGACCAGAACUGCCAGAGCAAGAUGGGGGUGCACCCAGAGAUCAAAAAGGGCGUCGGAACCGGCGUGGAUGUGCUCCCACCGGCCAGGGAGCCGCAGCUCCCUCUGCAAAUUCAGACGAGGGGGGAACAGACGAGGAGGCAGAAGCUCCAGCGUUGGGCCAAGAAGAAAGGCAGACAGAGCCUCGUCACCAGCCAGUCUUCGCUGGAGAAGGAUCGAUGGAUCUCCAAGAAGACAUUGCUACAUUCCCAGUCAGCAGAAAUUAUGGUUACUGUUGAGAAAGAAUGUGAUUUGCUGCUGCCCUCAGUGGUUUCUGUCCCGCCCCAGAAGCUCUGCAGAACAUCUGUCCUCUGGUUGCUUCUGACUGCCACUUUUGCAGUCCUGGUGGUGUUGCUGGCCAAGUCCUCUUUCCUCCCCAUCUCUGAGCCCCCCUGUCUGCAGACAAAUGGCUUUGCCAAAUCCUUCCACCUCAUGCUGAAAUAUGAGGGCCCACCCCCCACUUAGAAAGGGUUCUAGGAUGGGGACACCGUCAUGAACAAAGCUUCUGCAGAGCAAAGGAGUCGCACCAGCUCCUUCUGGACCUCAAGAACUCGCUUGUCCUGGACCUAAGUCAGUCUGAAGGGCCAUCUUGGAGCAGUCCUCUUGCAAAGAUUGGGCUCACCUUUUUAAAAAAAAGUCAUCAGCGCAAACAGCCAGGAUAUCAUCCUGUGGCCACGAGCUGCUUGGGUCACACCGACCGACGUUCGGAAGAGAGGAGCUUGUGAUGAAGCUCCACCAACCUGCUCUGCAUCUGGCACGUUCCUCAGGGGACCAAACGUGACUUGGGUUGUAUACAACCUUGGGAAAUUUGCAGCUUUGGAAGGUGGGUGUUUUUGUACAAGGGCUACCUAUUUCACACCUUUGGCAUCAGCCAUUUUUUUUAAUAAAGAAGAGAAAAAGGAGGCCGGAUCGCGUGGUUGGUUGUGGCAGGAAGAGGGACCUGAUCCCAGAGUUAGCACCAGUGUCGCACUUUGAUCCUCAAAAAAAAAAA